AUGGAAUCGAUCGGAGUCCUAAUGAUGUGUCCCAUGUCCUCCUACCUCGAGAACGAGCUUCAGAAGCGCUUCAACCUUCUUCGAUUCUGGACUUCGCCGGAGAAAUCCGUCUUUCUGGAAACUCAUCGGAACUCCAUCCGCGCCGUCGUUGGAAAUGCUUCUGCCGGCGCUGAUGCUCAGCUCAUCAAUGAUCUCCCCAAGCUUGAGAUUAUCUCCAGCUUCAGCGUCGGACUCGACAAGAUCGAUCUGGGGAAAUGCAAGGAAAAAGGGAUCCGCGUCAGCAACACUCCCGACGUUCUCACCGAAGACGUCGCAGAUCUCGCGAUUGGGCUGAUCCUGGCUCUCUUACGACGCUUGUGUGAGUGCGAUCGCUAUGUCAGGAGCGGAAAAUGGAAGACCGGUGAUUUCCAACUCACUACUAAGUUUAGUGGGAAAUCAGUGGGCAUCAUUGGUCUAGGUAGAAUUGGGACUGCCAUCGCUAAGAGGGCUGAAGCCUUUAGCUGCCCAAUCAAUUACUACUCGAGAACAGCGAAACCUGAUGUGGCCUACAAGUAUUAUCCAACGGUGGUUGAGCUUGCUAAAAACUCAGAUAUCCUCGUGGUGGCAUGCCCGUUGACGGACGAGACCAGACACAUUGUGAACCGGCAGGUGAUGGAUGCAUUAGGAGCAAAGGGUGUGUUGAUAAACAUAGGGCGUGGACCACAUGUUGAUGAGCAAGAGCUUGUAAAAGCUCUAACAGAAGGCCGAUUAGGAGGGGCUGCGCUAGACGUGUUUGAGCAGGAGCCACACGUUCCCGAGGAGCUCUUUGGCCUUGAAAAUGUGGUCCUGCUCCCCCACGUUGGGAGUGGCACUGUGGAGACUCGGAAUGCCAUGGCCGAUCUUGUGGUGAGUAACUUGGAAGCGCACUUCUCUGGGAAAUCGCUUCUGACUCCGGUGGUCUGA
Molecule: messenger RNA, 942 nt
Organism: Arabis nemorensis
Lineage: Eukaryota; Viridiplantae; Streptophyta; Magnoliopsida; Brassicales; Brassicaceae
Source: the annotation of a GenBank genome assembly